This is a messenger RNA of Balaenoptera acutorostrata (minke whale), 4273 nucleotides long. RefSeq names its product acyl-CoA binding domain containing 6 (gene ACBD6). The coding region runs from base 542 to 1261 and encodes 239 amino acids. The transcript is spliced from 8 exons. The record is from RefSeq and is a predicted model, not a curated record. Gene Ontology annotation, molecular function: protein binding; fatty-acyl-CoA binding. NCBI's taxonomy places the organism in Eukaryota, Metazoa, Chordata, Mammalia, Artiodactyla, Balaenopteridae.
UUUUCAACGAAACGAUUAACAGACACCUCAAUGACUGAGGACAGUUUCUCCAAGCAGCGUACCCCCAGUGCAGUCGCAUGAGUCCCGCAACAUAGGAGCGGUGCCCAACGAAGAGCCACCCACGCUUCCCCCGCCCAGUGCGAAAGAGGCCGCUGGCCGUAGCUCCGGGCGCGUGCUCUGCCGCUCACGCCGCCCCGCGCUCACGCCGCCCCGCGCUCACGCCGCCCCGCCUCCCCCUCUCCAGGACUUCCUGCUGCUUCUCGCCGACCCCCGCCGCGCCGUUGGACGGACCCGGCCUAUCCCGAGCGCGCUGUUAGCCAGGGGUAGCCGGAAGAGACCGGGCAGCGGGGGAGAGCUGCAGAGGGUGGUGGAGCCCGCUACGCACGCCCAGGGAGGGCAGGGGGAGAGAGGGAGGCAGAGUUAAGCGAGGAGCGCGAGUAAGUGAGCUUGGGUCCGACUUGAGCUCGGGCUCAAGACGGAGACUGGUGGGCCAGGCCCCCAAGCCGGCGUCACACCCCGUCUGAAGAAGACAGGCGGUCACAUGGCUUCGCCAUUCCUGCCUGCGGGAGCCACUACGGGCGACAGCGGCGGAGAGCUGAGCUCGGGGGACGGCUCCGUGGAUGUGGAAUCCCUUCAGAGCCCGGAGACCGAGGCGUCCAAGAGCCUGACAGAGCUGUUUGAGAAGGCUGCCGCGCACUUCCGAGGCCUGGUUCAAGGGGCCAGCAGGGAGCAGCUCUUGUACCUGUAUGCCCGGUACAAGCAGGUCAAAGUUGGAAAUUGCAAUACUCCUAAACCAAGCUUCUUUGACUUUGAAGGAAAGCAAAAAUGGGAAGCAUGGAAAGCACUUGGUGAUUCAAGCCCCAGCCGAGCAAUGCAGGAGUACAUUGCCGUAGUUAAAAAAUUAGAUCCAAGUUGGAAUCCUCAGUCACCAGAGAAGAAAGGAAAAGAAGCAAAUACUGGUUUUGGUGGGCCAGUUGUUAGUUCUCUGUAUCACGAAGAAAUCAUCAGGGAAGAAGACAAAAACAUAUUUGAUUACUGCAGGGAAAACAACAUUGACCAUAUAACCAAAGUCUUCAAAUCAAAAAACGUGGAUGUGAAUAUGAAAGAUGAAGAGGGCAGAGCUCUACUCCAUUGGGCUUGUGAUCGAGGACAUAAGGAACUAGUCACAGUCCUGCUACAACAUAGGGCUGAUAUUAACUGUCAGGACAAUGAAGGUCAAACAGCUCUACAUUAUGGGCUCCCCUGGUGGCGCGGUGCUUAAGAGUCCGCCUGCCAAGGCAGGGGACACAGGUUCGAGCCCUGGUCUGGGAGGAUCCCACACGCCGCGGAGCAGCUAAGCCCGUGCGCCACAACUACUGAGCCUGCGCUCUAGAGCCCGCGAGCCACAACUACUGAGCCCACGUGCUGCAACUACUGAAGCCGGCGUGCCUAGAGCCCGUGCUCCGCAACAAGAGAAGCCACCGCAACGAGAAGCCCGCGCACCGCAACGAAGAGUAGCCCCCACUCUCCGCAACUAGAGAAAGCCCGCGUGCAGCAACAAAGACCCAAGGCAGCCAAAAAAAAAAAAAAAAAAAGCAUAUCUAUCACAGUAUACAGGUCAUCACUAGGCUCCUUUCUAUAAACAGCCCUCCGAAGUAAUUACUGUUUUCCCCAGUUUAUAAAUGAGGAAAUCAAAACUCAAAGAAGUUAAUACACUUACCUAAGGGAGCCAGAGAUUCAAACCCAUAUCUCUAGAUUUACCAGGAAAGGAGAGAAAAACAAAUGCCUUCCCCUGCCUCCUUCCAGAGUACUCACAUCUCUGACUCUGCAAAGGUGUUUAUAGAAUUCUGUCAGAUAGCUCCUCUGACAUCACCAAAUGCUGGCUACUCUUAACUCUCAUUUUCGACCCAGGAAAAAACGUUUCUCUGCUACCUCCCUAGCUGUUUGAACUUGGCAUAAGUCAAACAACCACAGAUAAUCUGAAAGGGUAAAAGAAACUCUUCAACAGUGGUUGUGAGGCCCUCAGCAUAAAAUUCAGGGCUGCGCCUUCUUCCUGAUGCCUGGCUUCUUGAAGCCAGGCAAACUUUUUAUUUCAAAAUACGUGCCAUAAGGUCCAGAGUUCACUGCUCGGCUUAGAAAGACAACUCUGCCAGUGCAACCACGUGCUGUGCUAAAUCAGUGCUUAUUUUCAUCCCCUCAUUCCUUCUUUCAUCCACUCAUUAGACAUUUUUUAGUGCCUUCUCUGUGGCAUGUUUUGUGUUUUCCUUUCAUUUCUCCAUCCAGAAACUGUAGAAACAGUUAAACCAGACUAAAUAUGCCCUUGAGAAUGUAGAUGAGUCACUCUGUCAUCCCUAGUUAACCAUUAAGGGUGAAUGCCUUUACACAUGUGGGAAUGUGUCCACUUAAGUUUGAUAUGUGUAAACUUCAUUUCUGUAUAGCAGCAGGGUGGGGAAUUUUUUUUUUUUUUUUUUUGGCUGCACCGUGCGGCGUGUGGGAUCUUAGUUCCCUGACCAGGGAUCAAACCCACGCCCCCUGCAUUAGAAGCACGAAGUCUUAACCACUCGACUGCCAGGGAAGUCCCUCAAAGGUCUUUCUGACUGGCUUCAAAAUAAGCUGUAUAUUCUUUAUGUACUGAUAUGGAAAAAUCUCUAAGAUAUAUUGUUAAGUGAAAGGAAUAAGGUGCAGCACAGUAUAUAUACUGUGCUGCCAUGAAUAUAUCUGUAUACAUUUGCUAGUAAAUGGAACAAUACACAAAAAGUGAAUGUUGGUUGCCUAAGGGAAGAACUGUGGAGCUAGAAUACAAGCACAGGAUAAAAGUGUUUUCCUAUAAACCCUUUAAUGACUUCUGUAUUUGGAACCAUAUGCAUGUAUCUAUUUGAAGAUUCAAUUUAAAUUAUUUUAAAUUUAAAUUAUUUUAAAUCUAAAUAUCAUAGGCUCUAUUAGUACUAUAAAUACAACUUAAUUAUAUUCCAUUCAUUCAACAAAUAUUUAAUGAGCACCUACUACUUGCUGGAUAAAAUAUACCAAACAUCCUUUUCAAGGUAACAGAUGGCCCCAGACGCUGGGUGUCCUUCACUUCCCAGCCAAUAAACAAGGACCUGAUAACCAUAGUGCUAGUGUGUGAGUUAACACUGUCUAAUCUGGGGAAACUGUGGGCUUGGGUUUCAAUGCCAGCAAACCCUGGAAAUGUUGCUUCUUGAGUAAUGGGAAGUUGGAACUGAGACCUGAAUCCAGAGUAAGCCAGCACUUUCAAAGGACUGCAUCCUCAGUAGGAAAAAAAAGUUAAAUUAGAUUAGAAAAAGUUGACCCACUAGUGUAAGGAAGGAAAACAAGCUUAUCUGCCACAGACCAGAAUCUGGGUGGAAGAAAAGCCCCACCUCAUGCAAGUUUGGGGUUUAAAUUUAUACUCUGUUGCAGAAAUUCUCAAGUUGAGAAAUUAACAUAAAUGUACUAGGCUGGUUACCCCUAAAGGAACUGGCAGAAGCAAAUGCUAAACUUCUCUUGAGAGACACAUCCUCAACCAAUGCAGCACAAAAUUCCUACAGAAAGAAGUUCUGCUGAAAAUGAGUUCACAAUCCAGAAUUACAGAUUACACCUGAGUGAAUGUCAGCGGACAUAGUAAACCACAGGAUUAAACUUUAAGGAAUUUAAGUAAAACUAUUGGAUAGAAAUUAUAAGAAAAAAAUUGUAUAAAAUCAAGGAAUCAGGAACACAAGAACAAGACACUCCAAAAAAGAACAAGCGGAUUUGAAAGAGAAUCAAAUAGAACUUCAGUAAGUGAAAAAAUAUAGAAAUCUUACAAUAUGAAUAGGUUAAAGUGCAGAAUUGGCACAAGUAAAAAAACAACAACAACAAAUUAUGGUGAACUGAAAGGUAGUUCUAAAAGGCAGUACAGAAAGAUAAUGAAAUGGAAUUGUAAAAGAGACACUGAGUGUAAAAUGAUGAAUCUCACGAACAUACUGUUUUGUAUCUGGCAUCCUGAACUCAGUAUGUACUAUAUGCUUCCAUUUAUAUGAAGAUCAAAAACAGGAAAAACUCAUCUCCAGCAUUAGCAGGCAGGAUAAUGGUCACCUUGGGGAACUGGGUAGGUGGCAUUUGGAAGGGAUUAACAGGGCAGGGGUGCUUCUGAGAUUCUAAUGAUGAGCUGAUUCUUGAUCUGUGUGCUAGUUACAUGGAUAAAUUUAUCUUAAGAAAGUUUAUGUUUAUUGUUUUGGUACUCUUCUGUAUGUAUUUUAUACUCUAAUAAAGUUUACACACAUACAAAAUAAAAUCCAAACCUAGGCAGAUAUAAGAU